GGAGAGGGAGAGAGAGAGAGCGCUCAACGCUUGCGCUUUAUUCUCUUCGCUACAAAUUGGAUACUUUGCUGUGCCCCGAGGACGAGGUUGAGGAGAAAGAAAGGGCGGUGUCUGUGAAUGUGAGCGCUCCAUUGCUUCCCCCAUUCUCCCAUUCUCUCUUUUUUCUUCCGUUCAGUGCCCAUAUCGGAGUUUCUGUAUCCAAAAUCUGAUCUUUACCACCCCGCAUUGCGUUAGACUUGUAGCCCGAAGCUUUAAAUCGAAGUCCCAUUUGCGAAAGGAGAGGUUUUUCGUUCCCUUUCCGCUUUGGACUGGAGAGGAUCCUCAGGCUCCUGCUCGGUUCUCGUUGUUUUCCGCCAUAGACCCUCGGGUGAUGUACCUUUGUCGAGGGUGAUAGCCGGCUUUCUCUUUUCCUGCGGCUUCCUAGUUCCCUGAUCCAUCUCCGUGGGAAAAUCUUUCGAAUCGGUCUUUUGUCACGUAGCACGCAGAAAAAGGGCGGCUUUUGCUGUUCUUCUCCAUUGGGAUCCAAACAAGGCCCAGAUUUCUGAAGGCUUCUAGGUGGGGAGGGGAACCACCUCGCGGCGGCUGCAUGAAGGAGUGCUGAAACAAUGAGAGAUGAGAACUCGAAGAAAAGCAAGCUAUCAUGGUCCAAGACGCUUGUUAGGAAAUGGUUCAACAUCAAGAGCAAGCCUCAGGAUUUCCAUGCGGAUGAUGAUUUAGCUGGAGAAGGAGGUGAUGGGGAAUGGAGGACCAGCUUCACAGAAAGGGAGACAUGCACAGUAAAGAAAAGCAGAACAGAGCGAUUGUACAAGAAGAAUUACGAUCGAGUUUGGCAAGGAAAAUUAGAUGUUGACGCAGCUCAAAGUACAGAUGUUCAGGACUACAAAAUUUUUCUCUCGACAUGGAAUGUAGGUGGGAAGUCUCCACCGAGAAAUUUGAAUCUUGAGGAGUGGAUCCAUGCUUCACCUCCCGCAGACAUAUAUGUUUUGGGAUUUCAAGAGAUCGUUCCUCUCAAUGCUGGAAACGUCCUCGGCGCAGAAGACAACGUUCCAGCAAAGAAAUGGCUGGCGCUUAUUAGAAAAACACUGAAUACUCUUCCUGGCACAUACAGUUGCGGCAGCUAUAGUAUAUCAUCCCCUGUUCCUGAUCCACUUGUGGAACUAGAUGCUGAUUUUGAGGGGUCCUCAACAGGGAAGAAAAAUUCGUCAUUCUUCCACCGGCGUUCAUUCCAUUCCAUGAGUCGUAGUAUGAGUAUUGAUGGUGAUAUCAUGGUAAUGCAACCGAGGUUGGAACGCCGGUUUAGUGUUUGUGAUCCGGUGAGCAUUGUGAGCAGACCAAGUAACUUUGAUCCCAGUUUUAGAUGUGGAGGCUUAUUCGAUGACAAGAAAUUUGGGGGAGAAUCACCUUCUACAGGUUUUUUCUCACCGUUGUCAUGUGCUUAUGGUGAUCCAGCAUACGUAGAGGAACGGGAUAUUUCGUCAUAUCACUCUAGUUCUAGAUAUUGCUUGGUCGCAAGUAAACAGAUGGUUGGCAUAUUUCUCACAGUUUGGGUACGAAGUGAAAUCAGAGGUGACGUGAAGAACUUGAAGGUUUCUUGUGUUGGCAGGGGAUUAAUGGGUUAUCUUGGAAAUAAGGGUUCAAUAUCAAUCAGCAUGUCUUUGCACCAAACUAGCUUCUGCUUCAUCUGUAGUCAUUUGACAUCAGGACAGAAAGAGGGGGAUGAACUACGGAGGAACUCAGAUGUUAUGGAAAUUUUAAGAAAAACUAGAUUCCCUCCGGUGCAUAGAAUAUGUGAUGAGAAGUCUCCCGAAACAAUUCUCGAUCACGAUCGUAUCAUAUGGCUUGGAGAUUUGAACUACCGCAUUGCUCUUUCCUAUCAGUCAGCAAAGGCUCUAGUUGAGAUGCACAACUGGAGAGCACUGUUGGAAAAAGAUCAGCUUCGGAUAGAGCAAAGAUGUGGACGUGUUUUUGAAGGGUGGAAAGAAGGAAGAAUAUUUUUUCCUCCAACUUAUAAAUAUUCAAACAACUCAGACAGAUAUGCAGGGGAUGACAUACACCGAAAAGAGAAGCGGCGGACACCUGCAUGGUGUGACCGAAUACUAUGGUAUGGUAGAGGUCUUACACAAUUGACUUACUUGCAUGGAGAGUCUAGAUUCUCCGAUCAUAGACCCGUAUACAGCAUUUUCAAUGCAGAGGUUGAAAUUAUCAAUCGCAACCGGUUUAGGAACAUGGGCUGUUCUAGCUCUCGGGUAGAGGUGGAAGAACUCUUGCCUUACUCACAUGGUUUCACAGAACCCAGUUUCUACUGUUGAGGCUGAAAACAACUGAAUAAAAAUAAAGGUUGUUCUGCACUUAUUCGGCCCAAUAAUUAUCUUCAUAAUCUUUCUGUACUCGGCAUCUACCAAGGACAGCAGCAACCACCAGGGAACAGACACUUAGAGAUUAACCCAAAGGAGAAACUAUUUGGUUGCUGAACAUCCAGUCAAAAGUCUUGUUCAAGGACCCCAUUCCAAAAUCAUUUGGCUACUACUAACAACACAAAUUAACCAGCUAAUUCUUUUCUUUCAUUCAAACAAGCAGUCGGACAGUUCAUUAGGUUGAUCAAGGAAGCUGCCCAGAGAACCUGGAUCACUGUGGUACUGUUAAAUAGGUGUCAUCAGAUCUCAAGUUUUGAUCCAUAUUUGUUCUGACUGAGUGUAGGGAAUUUUUGGUAGAGAGGAUUAAGGCAACAAACAACUGUGUGUACAGUUCUUUCUGUUAUACAUGUUGGGAAAAGGGAAGGUGGAGAUCUGAGUUCACUCAUUGCCACAGUGAUAAAGGAAUGUGGCUAUUAUAUGUUUAAAGGUCAUGACAGAUGGUGUUUUCACUGAAAAAGAUGUGCCAUUGAUGAUAUAUAGAUGUUACUUUUUCUUU
Messenger RNA from Musa acuminata AAA Group (dessert banana), 2910 nucleotides. Its product is annotated as type IV inositol polyphosphate 5-phosphatase 7-like. The coding region runs from base 606 to 2309 and encodes 567 amino acids. The transcript has 14 exons. The record is from RefSeq and is a predicted model, not a curated record. Gene Ontology annotation, biological process: phosphatidylinositol dephosphorylation. Lineage: Eukaryota; Viridiplantae; Streptophyta; Magnoliopsida; Zingiberales; Musaceae. Gene Ontology annotation, molecular function: phosphatidylinositol-4,5-bisphosphate 5-phosphatase activity; inositol-polyphosphate 5-phosphatase activity; phosphatidylinositol-3,4,5-trisphosphate 5-phosphatase activity.